Molecule: messenger RNA, 978 nt
Organism: Solanum dulcamara
Lineage: Eukaryota; Viridiplantae; Streptophyta; Magnoliopsida; Solanales; Solanaceae
Product: cytochrome P450 94A2-like
Exons: 4
Coding region: 1-978 (325 amino acids)
Molecular function (GO): heme binding; iron ion binding; oxidoreductase activity, acting on paired donors, with incorporation or reduction of molecular oxygen
Source: RefSeq, a predicted model, not a curated record
AUGCCAUCCACGGCCACUGCUAUCCGCCAGCCCAUAGAGAAUAGGGCGAAUGGUUCUACCCUGCUGACUGUUGCCCAAAGCCACGACUGUUGCCGCCUCUCAGCUGACCACCACGGCCUGUAUUACCGCUGCUGCUGGCAGCUUAUAUACACAAAUACAAAAGUAGCUUUUGGUCAUGAUCCUAAAUACUUGUUGCCAUUUCUCCCUGACAAACCAUUGAUAGACUCUUUCGAAAAUAGGUUUACUUGUCCCUCCCUCUUCUGGAAAACAAAAAAACUUCUCAACAUUGGAUUCGAACAGGAUCUCAGGAAUGCAAUUGAUGUACUCAGAGAAUAUGUAAAGAAGAGAAUCGCAGGAAAGAUCAAGAAGCAUAGCUUGUCCAUAGAUGAAGAAGGAGGUGAUUUUUUCGACAGAUACAUAAAACGGGCUUUCAAAUACAAUAAUGUAGUUGAUGAAAAGCUUAUUAUAGAUACAGGUAUCAAAAUUAUCCUGGAUGGUGAUGAUACUCUGUUUUCAGCUUUAGUAUGGUUUUUUUGGAUAGUGUCAAGUCACCCUGAUGUAGAAAAGGAGAUUGUCAAAGAAAUCGAGCAAGUGAAAGACGACAAUGAUUUAAAUGCAAUGGUGAAGGGAACACGUAUUUGUCUUCAUGUUCUUGCAAUGGGGAGAUCGAAAGAAUUGUGGGGUUCCGAUUGUGAGGAUUUUCACCCUGAGCGAUGGUUGGUGAAAGAAAGUAGUAGUGAAAAUUGGAAAUUUGUGCCAAGGGAUCCUUUUACAUAUCCAGUGUUUCAUGCAGGGCCAAGGACUUGUCUUGGUAAAGAUAUUGCUUUUAUGCAGAUAAAAAUGGUAGUUGUUUCUGUUUUGAAGAGGUUUAGACUGAUUCCUGCUCAAGGUUUUACUCCAAUUUAUAAUUCAUCAUUGACAUCAAAGAUGAAAACUGGUUUUCUUGUACAAAUUGUGGAACACUGCGCUACUAAUUAA